This is a messenger RNA of Prorocentrum cordatum, 180 nucleotides long. The record is from the annotation of a GenBank genome assembly. Lineage: Eukaryota; Dinophyceae; Prorocentrales; Prorocentraceae.
AUCCAGGCCGGCUUAGGUGCGCAGGGAAUCGUCGUCGAGGUCGCGUCGGUCGCCGCCGACUUGGGCAUCGAGCGCGGGAGUGGAGCGAAGAUUUCCAAGCCUCGCCACUCCAGGCGCAUUGCCCAGGCGCAUCGGCGCGUGAAUCGCAUCAAUAAGCUGGCCCGAGUUGCCCCGCGUAAG